Monopterus albus (swamp eel) is the source of this 3095-nucleotide messenger RNA. It is a transcript of the gene slc5a10, whose product is annotated as solute carrier family 5 member 10. NCBI's taxonomy places the organism in Eukaryota, Metazoa, Chordata, Actinopteri, Synbranchiformes, Synbranchidae. Bases 148 to 1812 code for a protein of 554 amino acids. The transcript has 14 exons. The record is from RefSeq and is a predicted model, not a curated record. Gene Ontology annotation, biological process: transmembrane transport. Gene Ontology annotation, cellular component: plasma membrane. Gene Ontology annotation, molecular function: D-glucose:sodium symporter activity.
UGACACAGUCCUUCAGCAUCUCUGAUAUUAUUGUAAUAGCAACCUACUUUCUUCUCAACCUCGCUGUUGGAAUCUGGUCUUCUCCAUCAGUCAUCAUGCAGGGUGAGCAGAAAUACUCUGAGCGGUUAUUUCUUGGCAGGACGGGACAUGGCCUGGUGGCCGAUCGGAGCGUCUCUGUUUGCCAGUUCAGAGGGCUCGGGUCUGUUUAUUGGUCUGGCUGGGACUGGAGCUGCUGGAGGCAUUGCGGUCACUGGUUUUGAAUGGAAUGCCACUUAUGUGCUACUGGCUCUGGCCUGGGUAUUUGUGCCUGUCUACAUCUCCUCAGGGAUUGUGACAAUGCCGGAGUAUCUGGGUCGUCGUUUCGGAGGAGAGAGGAUCAGAACCUACCUGGCGGUACUCUCACUGAUGCUGUCCGUCUUCACAAAGAUAUCUACUGACCUGUACUCUGGAGCCUUGUUUGUUCAGGUGUGUCUGGGAUGGAACCUCUACCUGUCCACAGUUCUCAUGUUGGUCGUCACUGCUCUCUACACCAUUGCAGCCUUCAACAAGAUUGGAGGGUAUGGGAACCUGGAGCGGGUGUACAGCAUGGCGACGCCCAGUAAGAUCAUUCCCAACAGUACAUGCCACCUGCCACGUCAGGACGCCAUGCACCUGUUCAGAAAUGCCGUCAGCGGAGACUUGCCCUGGCCCGGCAUGACACUGGGCCUUACCAUACUGGCCACCUGGUACUGGUGCACUGACCAGGUGAUUGUACAACGGUCCCUGUCUGCUAAGAACAUGAGUCAUGUGAAAGGAGCGUCAAUCCUGGCUGCCUAUCUGAAGAUGCUGCCCUUCAUCUUCAUCGUCCUUCCUGGCAUGAUUAGCCGAGCUCUCUAUCCAGACUCUGUAGGUUGUGUGGAUCCAGAAGAGUGUGUGCGAGUGUGUGGCGCUGAGGUGGGAUGCUCAAACAUCGCCUUUCCCAAACUGGUCAUUGAACUCAUGCCAAGUGGAUUGCGGGGACUUAUGAUAGCAGUGAUGAUGGCAGCUCUGAUGUCUUCACUGACGUCCAUCUUCAACAGCAGUUCCACACUUUUCACUAUGGACAUCUGGAAGAAGUAUCGCCCCAGGGCCUCGGAGAAAGAGCUGCUACUGGUCGGCAGGAUUGUGACAGUGAUCUUAAUAGUGGUGAGUGUGGUGUGGAUCCCCAUACUACAGUCAGCGAAUAGCGGCCAACUAUACGUUUACAUUCAAUCAGUGACGAGCUACCUCGCUCCACCAGUCACUGCUGUCUUCACUCUGGCCAUCUUCUGGAAGAGGACCAAUGAGCAAGGUGCAUUCUGGGGCCUGAUGGUGGGUUUGGUGGUGGGCACGUGUAGGAUGGUGCUGGAGUUUGCCUUUCCUCCUCUUAGAUGUGGUGUUGUGGACACAGCGCCUGCAGUGCUGCGCAGUGUCCACUACCUCCACUUUGCCAUUCUGCUCUGCGGGCUCACUGCUAUCGUGGUUACUAUAGUAUCACUGCUCACACCGCCGCCCAGCCACGAACAGGUGUGUAACUUGACCUGGUGGACAAUAACUGAAGAGCCACAAAGAGAAAUUCCUCUACAGAAAGUGUCCUCUGUCAGCCACCGUAGCCCCCAGGGCUCUGAGCCAACUCGGCGGGCGACAUGUGGCCGAGCAGCUGAACUAUGUAUCUCAGCAGUACGUCGAUCGCAGGAGGCUCCAGCUCCCAGAGUUCCCAGCAUCAGAGAGAGCGUUUUCUGGUCCAGGUUCUGCUGCUUUAACGCGCUCUUGCUGAUCAGCAUUAACGUUUUUCUUUAUGCAUACUUUGCCUGAGUGGAGGGUCAGAUUUAACAUCCUGCCUCGCCCUUGUGUUGAACUUCUGCCAGUCUCUCACUCAAGUAGUUGAAACUCUGCCUGCCUGCCAAACAGCUGCUGAUUUCUCCAUUUACAAGCAGGUGGUGAAACAUAUACAUACAGAGAAUUUAAUUGAGUCCUUUAAAAAUCAAGGUGGUGUAUUUCACAAUGUAAAGCCUGCAGAUGUAGUUACAGGUGCCACACAUUUCAAAGUAGAAAACCCCCAGAGAGCACAUACUGUACCUCCACCAAGGUGGCACCAACUUUUAUAUGUAUCAAGAGAAGAUUUAGAUUUUUUUUUUUUUUUUAAACCUGCACUUAGAUCCACUUGCACUCAUGCGAUGUUUAAACCUUCAUCCACUCAGGCUGGCAGAAUCAGCGAUGGUAAUUAUAAUUACUAUUUUAGACAAACAGUAUUUCUAAAGACUUACUUUGAUGUAAUGAUGUUCAUCUUUUUUUUCUACUCCCACACUAUAGUAAAGCCUAUUGUCUUAUUCGUGAAACGUGUUCCUUUGUGAUGACCUAGUUAUAAAGCUUUAGAAAGCUGUUAUAUGCAAAUUAUAAUGAAGCUUGUGGCUUGUUACAAGCUAUCAUGACUGUGCAGUUGGUGUUCAAUGCAAUACGACGUCUAAAUGACACAUUAGCUUAAACAUAAAUCUUACACAAUACAUAGCAAGAAGAUAAGAAUACAUCUAUGUAGUUUGGGUUCUAUGUGGCUCACAGAAAUCAGUUUCCUUUGGAGUUUAGAUGCUUGAUGAAAAUAAUGUGAUUAAGGCUUUAUAUGUCUGUCAACGAAGGUUUUGUGCACUUUUAUCGUUCUAGUGUUCUGUCGUGAUUCAGCUUGUUUGUUGAACAUACAGCAGAAUUUCUCAGGCUUUUCUUGUUUUAGGUUUCCAACUUCUUUUAAAAAUGGCACACAUUUGUGUUUUGAAGCUUCAAAUGCAUCCAAAUUACUUAGAAAUGACAAGUAUUACUUUUAUUUUUUAUUAUUACAAAUAUACCAAAGUAAUUACAAUUUAUCAGCACCGAUAAUUUCCUACUGUAUAUGACCAAAGAGCAUCAACCCCUAUGUUGAGAAAAUCUGUUUUAAUGUCUGUAUUUCUGUGCAUUCGAUGAAAUGUUUAAUUGGAGUUACAUUCUCGGAUGUAAAGAACUUUAUGUCAGUCAAAAGACAAAAUAUCUUGUCAACAUGUCCAUCAAAUAUUUUUUUCUUGUUGCAUCUCAAAUAAAGUGUUUGUCCACAAAUCAACACAGUUAGUUUU